AUGUCCUUUCUUCGCUUACGUCACGGCGUUCGCUCAAGUCUACGUCAGCUAAAAAGGAUUCUUAGAUCUCGAGGGCUUCGACGAAAAAAGAUUCAGUCUAGAAUUGAUAGGGUGGUAAAUGCAGUAGACCAAGAGUUGCAGAGUAGUGAAAGUUGCAUAGGUUAUCGACAAAUGCACCAGCGUCUACUAAGUGACCACAGGAUUGUGACUGAUCGAGACACAGUCCGACGAAUAGUGAAGAGCCUAGAUCCUCGUGGCGUUGAGUUACGAUCGAGGAAACGCUUAACAAGGAGGAGGUACGUGCUACCAGGCCCUAAUUUCAUAUGGCAUAUCGAUGGCUAUGACAAGCUUAAGCCCUACGGGUUUUGCACUCACGGUGCUAUUGACGGCUACAGUCGUCGCAUAUUGUGGUUGGAGGUAGGCCCCUCAAACAAUAACCCAAUGGUAACGGUACAAUAUUACCUGGAUUGUGUACGUCAGUUACGUGGCUGUCCUCGAGUAGUACGAGGUGAUAGUGGCACUGAAAACAUACAUAUCGCAGCCGUCCAGCGAUUUCUUAGACGUCACUGUCAGGAUAACUUAGCUGGAAAAAAGAGCUUUUUGUAUGGCAAAUCUGUAGCCAACCAAAGGAUCGAGGCUUGGUGGGCCUUCCUCAGGAAAAGUAACACAGACUGGUGGAUACGUUUUUUCAAAGAUUUAACAGCCUUAGGGCACUUUGACAAUAGCAAUAUCAUCCACGUUGAGUGUUUAAGGUUUUGCUUCAUGAGCUUAAUUUAGGAGGAGUAGCAUAGAGUGUCACAGCACUGGAAUUUGCAUAGAAUAAGGCCAUCGAAUUGAAAGACACCUGCCGGGAGACCUGAUGUUCUGUUUUUCCUCCCAGAAGAAUCGAACACCACACAUCACAAAAUUGCCGCCGAUGAAAGUGAUUUGGAUGUUGCAGAAAAUCUUUGUGGUACCCGACACCAUCCUCUUGGCUGCUCUUCUUUGUUUGUGCGUUUAGCUGAACUCAUUAUGGAAGAUAUUGACUUACAAUUGCCAAGAAACACCGAGGAAGCUGUGUAUUUGUAUCAGGAACUACUUCACCACAUUGAUAGCUUGUAA
Messenger RNA from Porites lobata, 1101 nucleotides. The record is from the annotation of a GenBank genome assembly. NCBI's taxonomy places the organism in Eukaryota, Metazoa, Cnidaria, Anthozoa, Scleractinia, Poritidae.